CGCGUAACGUCCUUCUGCGCAGAGUGUCGGCAGGCGGCUGUGGCGUGUGGAUGGAGGCCUCGGCCUCCGGCCGGGCGUGGCGGACCUGGCGGCGGGCCCGGGCCGCGGGCUCCCCGCUCUCCCGGGCCGCCAUCCUCCUCUUCUCCGCCUUUCUUGUGCGGGCGCCCCCGUCAGUUGGAUAUUUUGUUCGAUUUCCAAGAAGUUUUCGCUUGACCCAAGAAGCAGUGAAAAUAGUGGGAUCAUCAAAUUUUCCAGUGAAAGUAUAUGUCAUGCUCCAUCAAAAGAGUCCACAUGUGCUAUGUGUAACCCAACGACUGAGAAAUUCCGAACUGAUAGAUCCGUCAUUCCAAUGGCAUGGGCCAAAAGGAAAAAUUGUUUCAGAAAACAGCACUGCACAAGUAACAUCCACAGGAAGCCUUAUAUUUCAGAACUUCGAGGAGGCUAUGAGUGGAGUUUACACAUGUUUCCUCGAGUAUAAACCUACUGUGGAAGAAAUUGUUAAAAAUCUUCAACUAAAAUAUCUUGUAUAUGCAUAUCGUGAACCUCAUUAUUAUUACCAGUUCACAGCUCGUUAUCAUGCAGCUCCCUGCAAUAGUAUCUAUAAUAUUUCCUUUGAAAAGAAACUUCUUCAGAUUUUAAGCAAAUUGGUUCUUGAUCUUUCAUGUGAAAUUUCCUUACUGAAGUCUGAAUGCCAUCGUGUUAAAAUGCAAAGAGCUGGUUUGCAAAAUGAAUUGUUCUUUACAUUUUCGGUUUCAUCUCUAGACACUGAAAAAGGACCCAAGCCAUGUACAGAUCAUAAUUGUGAAUCUUCUAAAAGACUAUCUAAGGCUAAAAAUCUCAUAGAGAGAUUUUUUAAUCAACAAGUAGAAGUUCUGGGCAGACGUUCAGAUCCAUUGCCUGAAAUAUACUAUAUUGAAGGUACUCUCCAGAUGGUUUGGAUUAAUCGCUGCUUUCCAGGGUAUGGAAUGAAUGUCCUGAAACAUCCAAAAUGUCCUGAAUGCUGUGUGAUCUGCAGCCCUGGAUCUUACAAUCCCCGUGAUGGAAUUCACUGCCUUCAGUGUAACAGCAGUCUGGUGUAUGGAGCAAAAGCGUGUGUAUAGGACAUUCUUUUGAUUUAUUUGGUGGUUUAUUAAACAUAAAAGUAUAUUUUUGAAAUAUUAAUAUAUAAUAAAUCACUAUUAUGCUAAAAUUAAAUAAUCAGAUUUUACAAAAAAAAUGGUCUCAUCAUUUUAAUCAAACAUGGUAUGUCCAAAUAUUCUGUGUGAACAUCCUGUUUUCUUUAUCCAUGAAUGCUAAACCUACAUAUGAUUCCAGAAUAUCUCUUGUAUCAUUGUUUUAAAAAUAGUUUCAAAUUUUUUAUAACUUUCAUUUCAGCUUGUUUCAUUCCUUUGAUUUAAUUUUAUGGAACUUUAGCUAUUCUAGUUCACCCUUUCAUAGUUCAAAGCUAGUUUUAAAGCCUGUAUCUUAUUACUGCAGUUGUUAGCCUCUUUAAUAUAAGACGUGGUCCCAUCCACACUGUGGGCUUUGAAAACAUAGUUCAAUGUGGCUAUCUUAAACUUCCAUUUUAAAGUCUCUUAAAUUACCUUCUUGACAUUCAGAAUGGAAUGGAGAAAUCAUUAUGUUUCCCUAAAUUAACAUUUGAACUUUCUCAGUGGAGAGACUAAGAUAUUUCUUUCCCUGAUAAUUCUUCUAGAAAAAUAAUCAGUCAUUACAACAUUUAUUUCAUUUCAGUAUUAAAAAAGAGUAUUAUGUGAUAGUUAUUACUGAUAUCACCACUAAUAUUUAUCUUCUCUCACACAAGAAUGCUAUAUUUGAAUAUGGAAAUUUACCAGAGGUUUAAGCACCAGGAAAAUAUAUAAAUAACUUUAAAAGUGAAUAGUUUCUCAAUUUCCUAAUUAUUGUCUGACUUAUAUUUGUAUCACCUUUGCUCUGGAACAUUCUCUGUUUUGUUCUUCAUAUUUCCUUUUUUAAAAGGACAUAAAUAUUUGUACAUAUCAAAUAACACAAAUUAGAUGUGGGAAACACAUUAGCAGAAAAAGUAUUAAUUACAUUUUGGGAACCUUUAACCUUGACAAAACAGACCAAUUAGUAACUAAGUGUAGUGUCCAGCCAUCCUGUGGACAUAUAUUAUCCUGGAAUUCUCACACAAAUAAAAGUGGAAGAUAAAUUACCUGUGGCUGUAUUUUGUUGUUAGCCCUGCUAGUGUUUUUUUUUUAAUCCCUUUCAUUAUCAUGAUGUAAUUGUUUUCAUAGAGUUUUUUCAAAUGCCUUCUUUCCUCUGGUAAGUAACAUAUUGAGCAUUACUACACUACUGUAGUGAGUUAUUGUUCUUUACUACAUAACUAGUACAUAUUAAGUGUAUAAAAUGAUGAAUUAGAUAUAUUCUUUCCUUAUUUUUUACUCCUUAACACUGACUAACUUUAUUCUGUUAUUUGAAAUUUUAAUAAACAUAACUUAUGAUGUUUUUCCGACACAUGAAUAGUUAUCACAUAAGUAGUUGGUCAGCCUAGAGGCAAAGUUGGGAUAGCAGUGGUAAGUCCUGGAGAUCAGAAUCUGUCCUGAAGACACAGGUGAUCUGGGUAAGAAUAGAUAAAAAGUAAGAGGAAGAUAGGAAUAAGUUCAGCAUUCUUAGCUUAGACAGGCAGACUGGAAAUGAACCUUCACAAAUUCCAAAGUGUAGAACAAGAUAAGAGAACAGUUGGCAGAAGUUGAAACAGGAAAAAUAUAGAAGAAAGGGAGGCAUUAAUUACUUCAUGUUCUUGUUUUCUGUGGUGAAAUAUUUUUGCUUUAUUAUAUUAUAUUUAUUUUUGUUGGUUGUGUACCUUUCUUUCACAUUGAGUUAUACUAGGAUAUUCCUGGUUUCAUAAUCCUCUUCAUAGGAUAUAGUUAAGUGCCUAAUAAUUUAAUUAAUACAUAGAUAUUUAAAAUCCUUUGAGUAAAACUACUUCAAUAGCUAAAAGAAAAGUAACUUGUUAUAAUGUCAGAAACACUGUUGAAGGUCAUUUAAAGUUAUGAUAAUGAGUAUGAUAAAAAUUAUAAAGUAACCUAAGAAAGAUUAUUGUCAUAAAUCAACUUCUGUUGAAUCUUUGCUUUUAUCAAAAUAUUUUACAUUAAAAAAUACCUUGCAUUUAUAUAAUGCCUUAAUUUUCACAAUAUUCUUCAAAAUUGUAUGAUCUGAUAUUUUUACCAAACUCUGAAGUUAGAAAGGCAAAUAUUAUUCCCAUUUUGUAUUUAUUAGAUUUUUUUUCUCACUAUAAAUAUGUAAUAUGUGUUCAUUUGGCAACAUGUGAAAAGAUCCUUAACAAAUUUGGUCCACUAAUCUUACCUUUUGAAAACUCUCCUAAGGAGAUCAGGUGAAAUAUUACAUCCAGUGGUAUUAAUUGCCACAUUUUAUAUAGUAAUAAAAAGGAAAUUAAUUUAAGUAACCUACAAGAGAGAAAUGGUUGAAUAAAUUAUGUUGUUUUCAUAUAAGAAAAUGUUACUGAGCCAUUAAAAUCACAUUUCCAAAUUAAAAUAAUUAGGAUGAUAUAUAUAUAAUUUUUUAAUUUAUCUGCAAUGUUAUUAUCUGUAUUGUUCAGAUUUUUUUAAAUGCACCAAAAUGUUAACGAUGAAAGUCUUAUUGUAAUAGGAUCAUGUGUGAGUUUUUGACGC
Messenger RNA from Sciurus carolinensis (gray squirrel), 3650 nucleotides. RefSeq names its product zona pellucida binding protein (gene Zpbp). Gene Ontology annotation, biological process: binding of sperm to zona pellucida; acrosome assembly. The record is from RefSeq and is a predicted model, not a curated record. The coding region runs from base 51 to 1100 and encodes 349 amino acids. Gene Ontology annotation, cellular component: acrosomal vesicle; zona pellucida receptor complex; extracellular region. The transcript has 8 exons. Lineage: Eukaryota; Metazoa; Chordata; Mammalia; Rodentia; Sciuridae.